CAUUCAACCAAACGGCUGUAAUGUUAUAUCAAAAGGAUUGACAUACCACAGCCGGUAUAUACCUCGAUGCCAGAUAAAGGGCAACUGUAGCCACAACAUAGCUAAUCAUGGCUCGGUCUGACACGCAAACAGUUCCCAUCACCCCCUCAGAAACACCAAAACCUAACGACACAUUAAACCCGCCAACACCAGCAGAGCCAACAUCGUCACCCGUCCCCUCACCCCUCCACAAUCCCUCCCACGAGGAACAUCAGUACCUCAACCUAAUCCGCUCAAUCCUCGAAGCAGGCGAAUACCGCCCUGACCGCACCGGUACGGGUACCCGCUCCCUCUUCGCGCCCCCGCAACUCCGCUUCUCCCUUUCAAAACCCAACACCUCCAACUCGGCCUCCACCUCUUCCCGCACCCCCAUCCUCCCUCUCCUAACCACCAAGCGCGUCUUCCUCCGUGCCGUCCUCGCCGAACUCCUCUGGUUUAUAUCAGGAUGCACGUCCUCCCUCCCUCUUAGCGAAGCUGGCAUAAAGAUUUGGGAUGGUAACGGGAGCCGUGAAUAUCUCGACUCAGUUGGUCUAUCCCAUCGUCCUGUUGGCGACCUAGGCCCCGUGUACGGGUUUCAAUGGCGGCAUUUUGGCGCGGAAUACAUCGAUGCCCAGACUGACUACGCAGGGCAAGGCGUGGAUCAGAUUGCAGAGGUGGUGCGGAAGCUAAAGGACAACCCGUACGAUAGACGGAUUAUCCUGAGCGCAUGGAACCCGGCGGAUUUGAAGAAGAUGGCGCUGCCACCUUGUCACAUGUUUGCGCAGUUUUAUGUCUCGUUCCCUCCUGGGGAUCAUGGUCAUGAUGGGAGGGGGGAGAAGAGGAAAGGAACGUUAUCCUGUCAGCUCUACCAGCGUUCAUGCGACAUGGGACUUGGGGUGCCGUUUAAUAUCGCCUCGUACGCAUUACUGACGCAUAUGCUGGCGCAUGCGGCGGAUUUACAUCCCGGCACGCUAAUACAUACCAUGGGCGAUGCGCAUGUGUAUUUGGAUCAUAUCGAGGCGUUACAGGAGCAGUUGACGCGGGAGCCGGUGGAAUUUCCUGAACUGAUAAUUAAACGCGAUGACCGAGGCUCGGGGGUUAUGGAUGGUUGGAAGGAAGAGGAGUUUGAGGUUGUGGGAUAUAAGCCGCACAAGGGGAUUAAGAUGAAAAUGAGCGUGUAGCGGGUUUUUUUUGGGAUGCUAUGAAACUGCUUCUGGGCUAUGAGAACAUGGCGAAAUUUUUAAUGAACUCCGGUAUUCUGCGAGUUUAAUAGACAGCUGGUAUCUGGUUAUCAUUUUGGCAGUAAAUGGAUCGAUGCACUGCUAAGAAGCGGCAGAGAACCGCUGCUUGGAGUUCAGGUUAACGGGUAUAUGAAUAUUCAUAUAUUCUGAGUGCUCUUGAGAUUAGAAGACAACAAGUAUGUUAAGAAUAUGCUCUCUUUCCAAUGACAAUGACAAGCCUGUAAUAUAUGCAAAAUGAACGCCUUCUGCUAUCGCAACAUGGGGUAAUCGUAAUAAUCAAACUGGGACACACAAUGCACCCCGGAAACUAGGAUAAAAGCAAAAAUAGCACCAUAU
Blastomyces dermatitidis ER-3 is the source of this 1595-nucleotide messenger RNA. Its product is annotated as thymidylate synthase. The transcript has a single exon. The record is from RefSeq and is a predicted model, not a curated record. Lineage: Eukaryota; Fungi; Ascomycota; Eurotiomycetes; Onygenales; Ajellomycetaceae. Bases 108 to 1199 code for a protein of 363 amino acids. Gene Ontology annotation, biological process: dTMP biosynthetic process. Gene Ontology annotation, molecular function: thymidylate synthase activity. Gene Ontology annotation, cellular component: cytosol; mitochondrion.